Molecule: messenger RNA, 5384 nt
Organism: Prionailurus viverrinus (fishing cat)
Lineage: Eukaryota; Metazoa; Chordata; Mammalia; Carnivora; Felidae
Gene: MTARC1
Product: mitochondrial amidoxime reducing component 1
Exons: 7
Coding region: 133-1158 (341 amino acids)
Biological process (GO): nitrate metabolic process
Cellular component (GO): mitochondrial inner membrane
Molecular function (GO): molybdenum ion binding; pyridoxal phosphate binding; molybdopterin cofactor binding
Source: RefSeq, a predicted model, not a curated record
GGUUCGGGAGCGGCCCUUCCUUUGGGCUCCGGGCCAAGGGCCGCACCAGGCGGCGACCGCUCUCUGGACCGGUGGCGGCUGGGCGUCCGCGGAGGGCCCGCAGGAGCUGUCGCCGCCCGCGCCCGCUCCGCCAUGGGCGCCGCCGGCUCGUCGGCCCUGGGCCGCCUCGGCCUCCCCGCGUCGCGCCUCCCCGCGCAGCCCCGGCCCGGCUGGCUCGCGGUGACCGCGCUGGGACUGGCCGCCGUGGCGCUGGGGACCGUCGCCUGGCGCCGCGCGCGGUCCAGGCGGCGCCGGCGGCUGCAGCAGGUGGGCACGGUGGCGCAGCUCUGGAUCUACCCGGUCAAGUCCUGCAAGGGGGUGGCGGUGAGCGCGGCGGAGUGCACGGCCCUGGGGCUGCGCUGCGGCCACCUGCGGGACAGGUUUUGGCUUGUGGUCAACGAGAAGGGGAACAUGGUCACUGCUCGGCAGGAACCCCGUCUGGUCCUGAUUUCCCUGACUUGUGAGGGCGAUGCCCUGACCCUCAGUGCAGCCUACACGAAGGACCUGCUGUUGCCCAUCAAGACACCUGCCACAAAUGCCGUGUACAAGUGCAGAGUGCACGGCCUGGAGAUCGAGGGCAGGGACUGCGGGGAGGCUGCGGCCCAGUGGAUUACUAGCUUCCUGAAGACACAGCCCUACCGCCUGGUGCACUAUGAGCCUCACAUGCGACCGAGAAAUUCUCACCAAAUAAUGGAUGUGUUCCAGCCCACAGACCAGAUUGCGUACUCAGAUGCCAGCCCGUUCUUGAUUCUCUCUGAGGCAUCUUUGGCAGAUCUCAACUCCAGGCUGGAGAAGAAAGUUAAAGUGGCUAACUUCAGGCCCAAUAUCGUCAUUUCAGGGUGUGGUGUCUAUGCAGAGGAUUCUUGGGAUGAGCUUCUUAUUGGUGACGUCAUACUGAAAAGAGUAACGGCUUGUUCCAGGUGCGUUUUAACCACGGUGGACCCAGACACUGGCGUCAUGAGCAGGAAGGAGCCGCUGGAGACCCUGAAGAGUUAUCGCCUGUGUGACCCUUCUGAGCAAAAGCUAUACGGAAAAUCGCCUCUCUUUGGGCAGUAUUUUGUUCUGGAAAACCCAGGGACAGUCAGAGUGGGAGAUCCUGUGUACCUGCUGGGCCAGUGACAGGAAUCCUGUCCUGGAAUAUCAGAUACCUUGAAAAAAGAUAUCGUCAGAGACGCUGGGAAGCACGCGUGUGGAACUGAUACCUCAGCAUUUUCUUUGGGUCUGUGACUUCCGGGGUUUUUUUUUGUUUGUUUGUUUGGGUUUUUUUGCCUUUUAGAUUUCUUUGUGCCUCAGUCCUUCCCAGGGUCCCAGUGCACAAGGCAAAGAAAUAAGUCCUUGAGAGCUUAGUAGGACAUCUGCAAGGCACUUAAAUGACAAGGCAGAACACCGAAAAUCCCUUGUUUAACUGUGAUUGUGGAAUCUGUUCCCCUUUUCCAUUCACCUAACCAGAGGGCUAACCUCCAUCGUCUCAUUACCACUCCGGAGGAAAGAGAAGAGAAAGAGGAAGAGUGGGGAAAUGUGAAGAAUGUUCUGGAAGAAUGAAAUGGAAAUGACAUAGCUCCCCAGAUAAGGCUGGAGUGUCACAUCCCUUUUCUCCCCAAGCCCUGGACUACGUUUUGAGGAGGCAUAAAGACCCUGAUCUUCAGGAAACACUUAAGAUGUCAACCUCUUAUAGAUCAUCAUGGAACUGGCACUUCUCAGACAACGUCCACAGGAUUGGAUGGAUCCUUCAAUAGCACGCAGUGCCUCUGGGCUGUAGAACAGCAGAAAUGUCAUGGUGCAAAGUCAACCAUUGAGAACAGCUAUUGCUGGCAGAUGCCCACAGGCAACACGUGGAAAGCAAGACAGACACAGACUUCCUUGUCUUGAGACAAAUGUCAAGUACAUCUCAUUAGUGAUCCAAACGUUUUUCCCGACAUAGGAGAGUGGGCGGUAGCUCCAGAGAGGGGAAGACCGCCGGUUUGCUGUUGUCUGAGACGCUGUGAAAUGUUGCCCAGUGAAAUAGUGGCGCCCCUCUUGGCGGAUGAGCAAAAAGAAGCGGAAAGAUGUCGCCCCCUGGUGGUGGCGAAUGAUAGCUUAGCCCAUGCUGUGGAAAAGAUUGAAAAAAAAAAUACCUGUGAUUGGGUUUGAAUUUUCUAUCCCUGAUUUUUUUUUUUUUUUUAAGGAAGUGAGGACACCCUCCAGGUACUCUCUGCUUCUCAGCUGUAAGUAUUUGAUUUCCUAAAAGCUCUCAGGAGGGUGGCUCUGUUGUCACAAAGCCCCCUGGGAUCCUUGCUGGUCUCAUCAACUCAUGGCUGGGUCCUCCUCCUCAAAUUCAGGGUGAGAAAGUUCUGGAGUCCGUGGAUGAGAAGAAGCGUGAUUUUGUGAUUUGGAAUGGGCCGCUGAAAACCUUUCAAAGGAGAAGAGGAAAUCAUGUCAGUUCAUUAAAAACCGCUAUCUAAUCUUUCUACUUUCUAAUGAUUUAGCUCUAAGAGCUGAGGAACCAUAUCCUUCACUGCUGUUUUGUCCUUAGGAAGCUGACUAAAUCGUGAAAAAAUGUUCCCAAACUGUAAAUAAACGGAAGCUACUCUAACUCACUUCAGGUCUUACUAACUUCUUGGCACAAAAAAUCGGACUUUGAAGCCUGACUGAUGUGAGUGGGCGAAGCCGGUAAUUGUGCCGCCCAACCAGAGCUGGGUCUCUUACAGAUGGAGCUGCUCACACACAGCUUCCCCAGGCGAACACCCAUCUCCGAUGGGCUGGCAAGCAAACGUGCUUUUCACCAAAAGCUGUGCGUUCUCCACGUCGGUUUUAUAAAAGAGGUUAGUAAUCGCUGGAAUCUAGCCCAGCUCCGAGGUAACCUUGGAAGUCAACAGGUGCAUCUAUGUGUGUUUUCUGGUUGGUGAUUCGCUGCAAUUUGUUUUCUGCACCCUUGGCACGAAGCAGAGAGCGAAAGCGAUCGGUCAGGUCACCUGGCCCAUCACCUUCCCCUUAUAAAUCCACUUUGUGCUGAAACUACAGGUAGACUGAGGCAAAAAUAAGAGUUCGGCAAGUAACGUUACGAAUGGGACCUUGGGAACCCAUGGUGCAAUGCAGCCGGGUUCAGAAACCAUGUGAAGAUUGACUCUGAGAACAGCCAAUAGUUACGCACCAGUGACAAACUCAAGGUUGGUUCGGUAGCUGUUCCUAGGGAUUUGUGAUCGGUGGCAAGCUGAAUGCCUUCGCCUGAAUUUCUAGCCCUUUGUAAAUAGUAACAUCCACUUCCCCAGCGACCCAUUCUGUGUCAAAGGCCACGCUUCCUGCAGACCCUGUCGUUGUCUGUGGUGCAGAGCAGCCCUCGAAUGGAGGGGGCGUGCGGACACCAUCGUUUGUCGGGGGUCCCCUUCUGCCCCUCAGGGUGGGAGGAAGAUUCCUGUCUGGAGAGAGAAGUUCCAAUGACCCCUAGAAACUCAGAGGACCUGCCAAGCUUUGUGUCAGUGAGAUUUAAGAGCCAUUUACUUGUGUUGAUUUUAUAUUUAAUGAGUUGGUUCAUGCCAAAGGCUGGGCUGAUGCCUCGUUUGUGUUGGAUACUGACCAGUUGCACACAAUUCCACUUGAAAUAUAGGAUCAGGAUUAGAGACCGUCACAGACCCUCAGAACGGUCUUACCGCCGUGGGCGAUGGACAUUCGAGGUCAGGCCAGAACGUCCACUCCUGCUGGGUGUUGUGUUUCAUUCUAGGUGGCAAUUUAUGCUGUCAUCGCAGCAGAGAAUUAGCAGCCAAGAGCUGGAGAUGCUGAGAAGGAGAGUUUGAGAGAGGCCCCGGGCAGGCUGCUCAAAGGCUCACGUUCAUGGUUGUUCCACAGAAAAAGUGGGAGCUGCAUGCCCAGGAGACAGAAGCAGCGACGUGUACACGCAAGGGCGGACAGAAAUCAGGCUAGGCACGCUGGAAAUCGCGCAGUUGUCCGGCACCAAGAGAUCCCCUCCUCCUCUCUUUCUGCCCUUAGGGAUGCAGGGGCUGGGUGAGGAGGUGCGCUCAGGGAUCGCGGCCAGUUCGGUGAGACCGUGCGGAGGCCGGCCCAGCUUGUGACUUUGGGAAGCCGUCUGUGAGGCUGUGACCCACAGUAAUGGCAGGCUGGAGCACCAGGCACGCGACCCCAGGACUCUGAUAGGGUGACAAGUUGGAGUGGCCCAUGACGGCGGAGAGUCCCUCAGAUGUGCCGGAGAGGCUCUCACACCAGGCCGCGACUGUAGGUCUAGUCAGGGCGCUGGUGCCACCCCCGAACACGACGCUGCCCUAGGUCUUGUUGGUCCGUGAAACCCUGAAAGUUUGCCUGCAGGGACGCUCCUGAAAAGGCAUUUCUUGGACCGGUGACUCUGGGAAGUCCCGCGUACCUCCCUUCGGGCUUUCUUCACAGGCCCAGCAGCUCAUGGGACGUGCGGGACCUAAAAUGAAGGAUUCUGCUCGACACUGCCCUCCCCUACACUCUAUACCUGACCCCCUCUCAAGAAAUCUGCUCUGACCUCUAGAUCUCUAGAGGGAGCACCAGCCAGGGGCAAGGAAUCAUGAUUAGCAGGAAUGGUGCCCUCCCGAGAAGGCCCAGCCACAUGGAGGAGGCCUCCCUUGGGAUGCUUCCUCUUGUCUUUUUUCUCAUCCCUCUGACUGGGGCUGAAGGGUGGGACUGAGGCUUAAAGGUGAAAGGAGGUGUGGAGAGAGCGUCUUAGGCCAGCUUCGCUAUUGUGGCGGACCUUGCGGAGAAGCCUUCCUUCCCUCUGGACUCAUUUUCCAAACCUGCAUUCAUGGAUGGAUGGCGGGGAUCAGGGUUGGCGGGGCGGACGCAGACUCUAGUCCUGGCCUUACGACACCACACAAGUGCUCCAGGAUGCCCUCCGCACCAGGGAGGGGCACGAUCUUUCCAUCUGUUAGCUUUACCUUUCCCUCACAACCUCUCAGCUAGAGCUGCCUCCUCCUACUUUAUUUGUAUUAUUAUUAUUUUUUAAAUGUUUAUUUUUGACAGAGAGAGGGAGACAGGGCAUGAGCGGGGGAGGGGCAGAGAGAGAGGGAGACCCAGAUUCGGAAGCAGACUCCAGGCUCCGAGCUGUCGGCACAGAGCCCGACGUGGGGCUCGAACUCACGGACUGUGAGAUCCUGACCUGAGCCAAAGUCGGACGCUCAACCGACUGAGCCACCCAGGCGCCCCACCUCCUACUGCUUUAAGCAGAACUACCCCAGGGUCUUAUUGCUCCUGACCAUACACAUAUACUCACUUUAUACCAUGAUUUUAAAAAAAAGUUUUUUUGAUGUUUACUGAUUUUUGAGAGAUAGAGAGACAGAGCAUGCGUGACGGAGGGGCAGAGAGAAAGGGAGACACACACUCUGAAGCAGGCU